AUGAACAUGUUCACCCCAGAGUUACCAGCAGUAGCCGAGUUCUCUACGGGAGAGACCAUGGGACACAGUGGUGAUCGACUUGCCGCCGCUUUCAACGUAUCAAGGAGAGAACAAGAUGAGUUUGCGUUACGCUCCCACUCCCUUGCUAAAGCUGCCACUGAUGCUGGUAAGCUGAAAGACGUAAUACCAGUUUUUCUUAGCGGAAAGAAGCCACAAACAGUAAAGACAGAUAAUGGAAUUCGCGUUUCAACCAUGGAAAAAAUGGCUUCUCUGAAACCAGCGUUUGUCAAGCCCCACGGUACUAUCACAGCUGCUAACGCAUCUUUCCUAACCGAUGGUGCCUCUGCUUGUUUGAUUACAACCGAAGAUUAUGCUCUUGCUAAUGGUUAUAAGCCUCUUGCUUACCUUCGGGAGUACCAGUAUGUCGCGCAGGAUCCUAAAGAUCAACUUCUUCUCUCACCAGCUUAUGUAAUCCCAAAGUUGCUGGAAAGGGUUGGUCUUGGAUUGAAAGACAUUGAUGUAUUCGAAAUCCACGAAGCGUUUGCUGGACAAGUUCUCGCUAAUUUAAAUGCUUUGGAUUCCGAUUACUUCUGCAAAGAACAUAUGGGACGUUCCGGUAAAUUUGGACGGAUACCAAUGGAUAAAAUCAAUCUAUGGGGAGGAUCUCUUUCAAUUGGACAUCCAUUUGGUGCAACUGGAGUUAGAUUGGCUUCACAUGCUGCCGGCAGGUUAAAGGAAGAAAAGGGACAAUAUGCCGUGAUCGCUGCCUGCGCUGCUGGUGGACACGGA
This is a messenger RNA of Strongylus vulgaris, 789 nucleotides long. The record is from the annotation of a GenBank genome assembly. NCBI's taxonomy places the organism in Eukaryota, Metazoa, Nematoda, Chromadorea, Rhabditida, Strongylidae.